GAGCGAGAAAAAACAGUUGCAAUGGCACGGUGACUUUGACAAUGUCUGUAAAACUCAAAUGCCUCUUGUGUUUUUGUGCCGCCGUACUCCUUGCGGUCGAGGUCACCCUCGUAAGCAUUUAUUGGCAGCGCGACAGUGGCCCGCACUCAGGAUUCAGUGGCAGUGCCAGUGCCUGGGGAAAGGACGGGCUUGGCACUGCCUGGGGAAGUGGCGGGCUUGGCGGCGCGAGGAGAGCGAGCGAGUGUCGGUCGAUGUUCGAGAUGAACAGCGACGGGAAGAGGGUUUCCCGUGACACCGACCACUACGAGGACCUCAGCGUCGCGUUGCCCUUUCACCCUCGCCAUCGUGGGGCCUCGCAGUCUCCUUCAGGAACGCCGGGGUCAAGGGCUCUUCGCGGGGAGGCCACGGAUCCCCGCACAUCCCUGACAGGAGGAAGGCUCCCCUACCUUCCGUGCCAGCUGCAGGAGUACUGGCCCGAGCUCACCCUUGACUGCAUGAGGGCAAGGCUUGACCGGGGCAGGAAGCUGUGGAUCUUGUUUGCCGGAGAUUCCAAGAUUCGCAAUAUCUUCCUGUCGUUCCUCAACCUCACGCGAGCCAUGGAAUACAACAUCUCGUUCAUGAACACUUCAGGCAGUCUUGAGGACGUCAUAAGCAAAUUGGAUAACUUCAUGUGGGAAAAUUUUGACGCUGUGUCGAAGGUCAACCCAAGCCUACGUGUUACCUUGAGAUUUUCCGUGUUUCUAAUGAGCUCUUUCUCGACCUUUGAGUAUCGAAAUGACGUUCAGCUCCUGAAGAGACUGGCAGCAGGGACUGACCCGGUUCCUGAUCUUUUGGUGACUGGAUACUCUACCUGGACACUGGGGCAGUUGGACUGGGGACACGUUAUUCCUAAUCUCAGUGUCUUGGACCUCAUGAGAGAAGGCCUCUCUCGAGUGGUCCCUCUGCUGCAUCGUAUAUCACUGCGAACUCGCGUCCUCGUGCUGUCGGAGAGUCGGCUAAAGCCCUUUGCGCGCCAUAGCACCCCCAUCCGACCCGCUAUCUUCUCUGACAGCAACAUCGAAUGGAGUGACAUGGUAUUCCUCCAUUACAUUCGGGAGGUAGAAGAGUCCGAGAUCCGAGGGCCCAAUCCCUCUCGGGCUGAGAGGGACUGGCUCAAGGCCGACUCGGAGGGCCUCUGGUGGUGGGACUCGCUCCUGCCUCAUGGUCUGGCCGUGAGGGCUCUGUGCGCGGAGCUGCAUGCGGAGAACCUCACUCUCACGCCACAGUACGGCCGCUUGCGGUGCAACGACACCAACCAUGAUGGCGAGACAACGCGGGAAGUGGGGGCGACUAUGCUGCUGAACCUUAUGUGCAACACAGCUGUCACUUUGCAGGCCGACAGUGCUUGCUGCCAGUAGAAGUUCAUUUUUCCAUGAAUACCUUGCUUCCAUGAAAGAUAUUCGCUACUUUAUUUUUAUUGUAACCUGUAUUUAUGUAUAAUUAUAUCCAUGAUUUUUUUAGCUGAUGAUAUAUAUAAACUAAAACCAAAAUUACAUGUGAUAAAGGGGGUGAAAAUAAAACGGACUGUUUGUAAAGCAAUUCAUUCUUGAGAGUGAAUUAAUAACUGAAAUGGGUAUCCCUAAAGAAAAAUUAUAUCCAGUAGAAAUGACAUAUACAGUAAGUCAUCAUUAUAGUAUGCUUCACAUUAACUAAUCAAAAUAUAAUGUAAAACCAAAAGGGGUGACGGUAUUUACAUGAAUUCGGAAUGAAGUAAUAUAAAGAAAAUAAUUUCCUAAACCAAAAUUACUUCCCUUUUAUCCACACUUCUGGAAUAAUUAAUACACGAGUGGUGUGUUUCUCGUCCGCGUCUGAUUUGCGAA
Messenger RNA from Penaeus vannamei (Pacific white shrimp), 1859 nucleotides. RefSeq lists its product as uncharacterized. The record is from RefSeq and is a predicted model, not a curated record. Lineage: Eukaryota; Metazoa; Arthropoda; Malacostraca; Decapoda; Penaeidae.